Molecule: messenger RNA, 888 nt
Organism: Didymodactylos carnosus
Lineage: Eukaryota; Metazoa; Rotifera; Eurotatoria; Philodinida; Philodinidae
Source: the annotation of a GenBank genome assembly
AUGUUAUUAAACAUGAAUACUUAUUUAAUGAGUCUCACGUUGUUUGUACUCGUGUAUGAUCAAGCGAGUGCACAAACAUACGUGUGUAGUUCAAAUGCUCAAUGUGGAUGUUCACAAUAUAAUCCUACUCUAACACGAAUUGUAGGUGGUGAGGAUGCCGGUAUCUCGACUUGGGGUUUUGUUGUCUCCAUACGAAUUUCUGGUAGUCAUAUCUGUGGUGGCACAAUUUUGUCGAGCACUUUAAUACUCACAGCUGCACACUGCGUCGCUGCAUUUCCAUCUUCAUUAUCGUCAGUUACUAUCGCUGCUGGUAGCAAUUAUCUAAGUACUCCAAAUCAAAUACGCUUAGUACAACGAACUCAUGCUAAUACAGGCUAUACUACUGGAACAUAUAUUAAUGAUAUUGCCACUCUUGUUCUCCAGUCUCCAUUGGACUUAACCGAUCUACGUGUAACAACAAUAUGCUUACCAAAUAUUUCAUCAAGUUAUCUCAGCUCGAACGAAUAUCCGUCGGCAAAUUCGGCUUUAAUUGCGAUUGGUUGGGGAGUUCUGUCGGCUGGAAGUACAACAGUGUCGAAUAGUUUGAAACAAGUAACAAUACAAGCAAUUACAGCAAGCAACAUAUAUUGUAGUCGAAUAAUCUCGAAUUCAGUCUACCAGUUUUGUGCUGGAAAUCUCACUGGUGGACGAGACACAUGUCAAGGUGAUAGUGGUGGUCCGUUACUCAUGUUUAUUAACAGUACUCAACAAUGGCAAAUAGUUGGUAUCACCAGUUAUGGAUAUAGUUGUGCUGUAGCUAAUGAACCUGGCAUAUACACUCGAGUUGCAUAUUACCAAAACUGGAUAAGUCAAAAUGGAGUCACUAAAAUACAUCUUAUUGACAACUGA